AUGGCACAAUUUAUAAAUAUUUCAUUAAAAUUACGCUUAUUUUUUUUAUUUUAUCAAUUCACAGGCGAUCGAACUGUAGCACGUUGGAUGCAGCCACCGCACAAAAGCUACAGAAGUUCCACAAGGUACAAGGGGUUUAUAGAAGCACGGGUCCCCGCAAAGGAGAACUCCAUCCAGAAGGACAACCCAAACAGCCACUUCUACUCGGCACGGGUGAGGUAUGCUUUGGAGUUGGCCUCCAAGUUCCACGAGUCAUCCCUGGUCUACUCCGUGGACAACAAGAACAAAAUUCUUCUUGGCGACCAGGUUGCGGCAGUGGACCGGCAUCUCAAGAUUCAUCGGUUCUUCCCCUCUGGUGACUGCCCAAACCUCCCUGACCAUGAUUUCCCCACUCCAGGGUAUUUCAUAGUUCCAUGUGGCUACCUUCAGAUGCUUCCUCCGGCCCUUCCAUCUACCCUGACGAAGGACGACCUUGGGCGGGACCAGUACGAAUAUAACAUAAUAAUAACGCGAGUCAAGACAACACGUUGGUACUGUAAAGUCACGGUACUCAUAAGCUCAUACAUGCGUAUAGUCCACUUUCUAUUGAUUAUAUUCAAGGGAACAUCGCCCGUGAUAACAACGAAAUAUAGCAGUUCGGCAUUGAACCCCGUGGAGCGGCUGUGGGCCCCGUGCACCCGGGCAUUGACCUCCACGUCGAUACCCGCAGCGCUCCCCGGGGAGCUGCCUCCCAAGCGGCAGUCCCUCAGCCAAGAUGAACGAGAAAGGAAGGAUGCAGAGGUGUUCAACAAUGCCAUGGAACGCGUCAAACACUAUUGGAAGGGGCUCCACUACGCUGGGCAUCCGGUCACCACCAUCACAACGCCCAGCGGAACCCAAGAUGCGCCCUUUAAUGACUUUGAUCGUGUUCACACUGCAGUGUCAUCAUCGGCGACUAGGCUGCGGGAGGAUCGAGCAGUGAAUGAUGAAUACAAGUUCGUCAUGCGACACAUGGAUCGGCGCAUUGGCAUGGUGAUUUUUGCUAAAUGUGCCGAUCCAGGGUGUCAGCACUGCUCGUCCAACCCCCCAGUUGCUGGUGAUAUGCUGCAGUGUGUGCGCGACUUUCCCACACCAGUUCCUUCAUUGGACCACCCAGGUCAUUUCUUUACAUUCAUAGAGGCCCUUCGACGUGGCAGAGACCCCCCAUGUGAGCACAUGCCGUUGUUCCAACAAAAGUCGUUAGGCCGCUGUAAAGAGACAGGGUGCAAGUAUGUGUUUACUAGGAAAAAGGACAUCGACGAUCACAGGAGAAAGCUUCACAGAUAAACAGUCAUGAUCAAGAAGUAUGGAUACAGCAAAAUAGCAAAGUCAUAGGUGAUUUUUUUUCCAGACAGGAUUUUUAAUAGUACCUACAUGUAAUACUUUUUAAGCAUGUUUCUGAAGAUUACAUUUGGACCGGAUUAUUUAAUUUGGUCAGCAGAUUAUUUUAUUAAUGGUUUCUAAUAAAGCACCUUUUCUACAUAUUGUCUUAGUGUCUGGCCAAUUUCGCAGACCAAUGCAAACAAAAAACACAGGGUCUGAAUAUCAAUUCUACUACAGGUUGCAAUCGAAAAGUACUGAUGGCAAAUCUUACAUCUUAUGUUAAAAUCUAAAUUUUUAGGGUGUUAGUUUAUUUAUUUAGUUUAACCUAACACAAUAAAGCAAGACCAAGUUCCCGAUUUUUUUUUUGGAAUUUUUAAAAUUGUUUUGCGAAAUGUAUAAGAUCUCGAUAAACUUACCGCCGGAAUUUACUCCGGUACUUUGACGCCGGUAAAUCUAUUUGGUAAUGGAACAGGAAAGUGCAUUGGUGAUAAUUCUACCUUGAGAAGUUAAGUAUGUGCAAAAUUGUUUUUAUUGUGUUUAUCCGUGGAGCUAUAAAAGCUGGGAAUUGUUUCUGUUCUCGGAACCAAUCGCCGAAUUGCCGCAAGUAUUCUUAUAAUCAUGUUCAUUUUGGAAACUGAGCUCGGUGUCUGAUAAUCUGAAAAUGCUUUUCAGUCAACAGCUGUUCACAAUUUAUAAAUGUACAUUCGUAGAAUUCCAAUACAAAGUGAAGAUCGUGCACAAUAUAAAUUUUAACUCUAGAACUCACUGCCGGCACGCCGAGGCGGGCCGUGUGUAUCCACGGUGUAUGAAAUGCGUUCGGCCGUGACGCCUAUUGUUAUGCGUGUUUUCCUCCAGCGCCGCACAGCGCCGGGCAUCGGCGGGGCGAGGGAGGCCGUGAGCACGGCGCUCUCCGGCGCUAGUCGGCGCAGUGAAGCGGAUCGCAGCGCGCCGAGUAAAUUAUUAAGGACGCUGGCCCUAAGAUAUUUAUCUUAUCUGGCUCUUUACUGAUAAUUUCUCUCACCCAAGAGAGACGUUACUAACUAUCUCCCCCCCCCCCCCCCUGUUCUCCCUUCUCUUGCAUUCUUUUUUGUGUGUUAAGCUUCAAUCAAAGUUUAUACACAAGACAAAUUGCUGUUUCCUUUUAAAAUGUCGGUAGUUUCUCGUGUACAUUUUGAUAUAGCAUUAAAUUCUUGGUUUCCAUCAUUUAUUAGGGGCCUGCAUGACAGGAGGCCAAGGCGAGGGAGGACAUAGCUUCAUUCUUGAAGUAUGCCCCACUAACAAGCCCGGAGGGACAAGAUUCAGGGUAAUAUUAAUUACACCAAAUUACUGUGAACAGUAUUUAAGUUGCUUGUUAAAUAAACAAGUAAGCCUGGGCCUACAGAGUAAGAAAACACUCUUUUAUAUAAACGCAAAGUUAUCGUAAUGUCGACUUCACACUAAUGGCUGAAGACAACAUGUAAUAUCUAUCCAAGAUAUACAAACUUGUACACUAGAAGUUGUUUGCAGAUAGUGUACUCUUUACCAGACCUGCCUU
Molecule: messenger RNA, 2875 nt
Organism: Patiria miniata (bat star)
Lineage: Eukaryota; Metazoa; Echinodermata; Asteroidea; Valvatida; Asterinidae
Exons: 4
Coding region: 1-1305 (434 amino acids)
Source: RefSeq, a predicted model, not a curated record